This is a messenger RNA of Papaver somniferum (opium poppy), 1239 nucleotides long. RefSeq names its product F-box protein At3g07870-like. The coding region runs from base 1 to 1239 and encodes 412 amino acids. The transcript has a single exon. Gene Ontology annotation, molecular function: protein binding. The record is from RefSeq and is a predicted model, not a curated record. NCBI's taxonomy places the organism in Eukaryota, Viridiplantae, Streptophyta, Magnoliopsida, Ranunculales, Papaveraceae.
AUGGGGAACUUUAAUAAGCUUACAGUAGAUUUAAUCUCCAACAUCUUAACACGUUUACCAGCUGAAACAGUUCUAGACUGCAAGUUAGUCUCAAAAUCAUGGAAUAAGGUAAUCAGUCAUCGAUUGUUUCCUCAAUCUCACUUGAAUCACCUCCUUAACAAUCUUGAUUCCGCUGGUGGUUCUGGUGGUAAGUUUACUUUCCUUUUUGUGAAUGACAAUCCAAUUCAUGCAUACAGACAGUUCCAUUACUUUGAAUAUGCUGAGAAUUCUUCUUCAGAGGAACAACCCUUUCAUAAAAUUACAAGAAUGAAACUAAACCCUUUUCCGUUUAGGUAUUACAAUGUUAUUGGUUCCUGCAAUGGUUUAGUUUGUCUAAAUGGAGUCCAUGAUAAUGAGUGGGUCAACUAUGAACCAAUUUAUAUCUGUAAUCCAAUCACUAGAGAAUGUGUGUUUCUACCUGAAUUUGAGAGAACAGAUGAUCAUGGUGAACCAUUGGUGACUGGAUUUGGUUAUGCUUCUUCGUCAAAUGAGUACAAGGUUGUUAGAAUGUAUUACUUGUUAAAAGAACACAGUUUAUUAUAUGUUGAGGUGUACACACUCGGCAGUUGCAAGGAAUGGAGGAACAUAGGGAAGAAAAUUGACAAGGAUAUGCGUUUGUUUGUUGAUAGACGUGCUGUGUGUGUAAAUGGGGCUCUGUAUUGGGGGCUUAAAGAUGGCAAAUUUGUGGCUUUUGAUUUGGUGAAUGAAACUUUUGUCGAAUCACCUAAAUCUUUUACCACUGGUUCGAAUUUUACACUGGGGAUUUUUGGGGGUUAUUUGUCAGCUGACCACUAUGAUAGAGAUUCUAAAACUUCUGAUAUAUUGCUCUUGAAGAAGAAAGAAGAUGGGUCGUUGGGUUGGAUUAAAGAGUUCAGUAUAAGGAACAAGGACGCAGAAGAAAUUGUCAUAGAUUCGCUUGUCCUUACACGUAGGGGUACAGUUCUAUGUCACUCAAAGACAAACGUCCUAAUUCAUGACCUAAAUUCUUCGUCUUCAAAGAUUCUUGUCAAUUUUGGCAAGGAUAAAGCUAUAUUUCAAGCAAUCCCGCAUAUGAACACCUUGGUUUCGUUGAAAGCAUUAGGAGAAGAAAAUACCAAAACAAUGGAAUCAGUUGAAGUACCAAGAGUGGUAGCUGAACUAUACGCGACUGAAUAUGCUCGGAAGAAUGAACAGGUCAAGCAAAUGUGCAGGCAGCAGUAG